UCCCCCUCCUCCCUCCUCUCCCUCUCCGACCAAUUCACCUUCUACGGCCAAUACCACACCCACCGCACAAACAUCCUCAUCCACAUCCUCUGCGUCCCCACAAUCUUCUGGACCUCACUCGUCCUACUAAACAAAAUCCCGGGGGCGCGGUUUGGGAUCGAGGCGCCGUGGGUGUUGGGAGGUGGGGAGGUGAGUUUGGGGUGGGGGAUUGGGGUGGGGUAUGCGCUGUAUUUCGUGUUGUUGGAGCCUGUUGCUGGGGGCAUCUACUUUCCCCUCCUCCUCACCCUCGGCCAAACAGCAACCUCAUUCUCCCACUCCCCUCACUCAACCCCCAUAGCAUCCACCCUCUUCAUUCUCGCCUGGGUCGCGCAAUUCAUCGGGCACGGCGCAUUCGAGGGUCGGGCGCCCGCGUUGCUGGAUAGUUUGUUUCAAAGUUUGGUGUUGGCUGUGUUUUUUGUGUGGAUGGAGGUGUUGUUUGCGCUUGGGUAUCGGAGGGAGUUUAGGAAGGGGUUGGAGGAGAGGAUCCAAGGUGCGGUGGAGAGGUAUAGGGCGGAGAAG
This is a messenger RNA of Saitoella complicata NRRL Y-17804, 558 nucleotides long. Its product is annotated as DUF962-domain-containing protein. Gene Ontology annotation, biological process: sphingoid catabolic process. The record is from RefSeq and is a predicted model, not a curated record. Gene Ontology annotation, cellular component: endoplasmic reticulum. The transcript is spliced from 2 exons. Lineage: Eukaryota; Fungi; Ascomycota; Saitoellomycetes; Saitoellales; Saitoellaceae. The annotation marks the transcript as partial.